Molecule: messenger RNA, 2370 nt
Organism: Cercopithifilaria johnstoni
Lineage: Eukaryota; Metazoa; Nematoda; Chromadorea; Rhabditida; Onchocercidae
Source: the annotation of a GenBank genome assembly
AUGAAGUCAUUGGUAUUUUUCUUAUCAUUAUCACUGUUGAUAAAACAUUCAGUAACGAUAACAUAUCGUUGCGAUGAUGAUCAAAUUAUUGUGGUACAAAAUUUUGGGAAUGAUACCAUUCGGAUGCAUUGUCAAAAACCGACCCUUUGUGGUCUUCGAUUUUUGAAAUGCCAUUACAAUCAUUUACAAUCAUAUUGCGGUGGAAAAACCAAUUUUGUUUCUCAUAUACAACAGGCAACACCUAUUGCACCAGUGAUACAUACAUGUUGUAAUUUAACGAUUAAUGAGGAUGUACAAAUAAAACGUACGGAAAAUGAUUGUUUUCUGUAUGAUUUACCGGAUGCUUCAAAUGGUACGACAGCUGAAGAAUUAGAAAAGGAAGAUAAAGAAGGCUAUGCAUUAUUGAAGAAUUUUGAUGAAGUAUCGGAUCAAUUUGCGGAUUUUUCUGGUUAUCGCCUCAGGCAUUAUUUACUACGUAAAAAAGAGCCAUCACAACUUGUGAUAAAAGGUGUUGAGCGAAAUGAGAUUGGCUAUCGGGUAACCAUUUGUAGUAUACAAUGCAAAAAUGAUACUGAAAAGGUGGCGAAGAUAAUCCCUGAUAUAGAUUUGAAUGAAAAAAAACCGAUUAUCGAUGAUAGUAAUUUGAAUCGAAUUAUUCUUACAUUACGAAAUUUGACCAAUAAUGAACAAUGGUUUGUUGCCACCUGGGCAGAAUGGUCCUCUAAACAAUGGUCAGAAUGGAGCACCGAACGGAGAAUUGAAUUUAAUGAUUUAUAUGGGAUAAAAGGAAUCGGUCAUCGAGAUCGUAUUCAUCAAAAAAUUGAUAAUAAAAUUAAAACUAACACUGGAAAAGGUCAACAAAAAUCACAAGAUAAUAAAAUGUCCGUUCAUGGAACAGAGAAAGAUAAUCGUCGAAUUGAUAAAACGAAAGAUUCUAGUGAUUGUGAUGAUGAUGAUGAUGAUGAUCAAUCCGAUAGUACUGAAGUGAUGAACAAAAAAAAUGUUUCGCGAAAAGAAGGAAAGUUAAAAGAACAUUCGGAAAAAUUUUCCAAUAAUGGUAGUAAAAAAAAAUUAUUGCCGGAAAAACAACAAUUUUCCGGAUUGAAUAAUCAGGAAAAUUUAAAAUCUAAAUCAAUUCCUCAUAAAGCAAAUGAAACAAAACGGAAAGAAGAAUUAUUUGCUAAUCGAUCGAAAGAAACGAAAAAUGUGACUAAAGGUAGAUCCAAAACAACUAAAACAACAACUACUGUUCGAGGUGAUGGAAGUAAUUUAAAGACUCAAACAAAUCAUACGACAAUUUUUCCCAUUAUUUCAACCACCGCAACAAUAAAAGAAGAUCGAGGUCAUAAUGGUAGUUUCGACAACAUUAAAAGAGUUACGAAAAAAAUAGUAUUAGUCGAAGAAACAGGUGUUAAAGUGAAACAAAAUUUAAUAGCAAAAACAAACUUACCCGAAGAAAAACUAGCAAUAUCAGUAAAUCAAACAGCUACUGAUAAAAAAAACAAUUCUAAACAGACAACUAAUUUGAAGAAAAAAACGUUUACUGAAAAUCAAAAAAGACAGGAAGAAAAAAAGAAAUAUGAAAAAUUGAAAUUUGGAAGUACACAAUUACCACCACAAUCAUCAACAAGUCCAACUCGUAGAAAUCAAACAAGCCACGAUGCAGAGCAUAAGAAACAACAACAGCAACAACAACCUGUUGUUGACCCUCCUAAACCAUCAAAGCAUUGUUUUAGUGCCGAUACAAAAGUUUACACUCAAAAUGGUGAAAAAACAAUGAAGGAAAUUUCAGUAGGCGAUUUUGUUCUUGUUCCGAUAAGUAAAAAUCAAUUGAGAUAUGAACGAGUGGAAAUGUUUUAUCAUCGAGAACCGGAAACUCGAGCUAAAUUUGUAGUGUUAGAGACGGAAUCAGGCCGAAAAUUAAGUGUAACAGAGUUACAUCUUCUUCCAUUAGGUGAUUGCAAACAGAUGCAUGAAAGUAUGUCUGAUACUGGUGAUAUCAUUGAUCAAUGGCUUUGGAAAUCAAAAUUCGCACACAAAGCACGUAUGGGUGAUUGUGUAUUUACUGUAACAUCAAAUCAUGAAUUACAGGUGGAUCGUAUCGUAAAGAUUGGUAGACAAUAUCUGAAAGGUAUUUAUUCACCGAUGACUGUUGAAGGAUCAAUUGUAGCAGAUGGUGUACUUGCUUCAUGUUUUUCACAAGUUGAAAGUCAUUUCAGUCAAAAAUUAGUUUAUGAUUUUCUUAUCUUCCUAACUCGAAUUUUCGGUCGUCUUAUACAAACAUUUGAUGAGCCUAUUCAGCAUUUACCUAAUUUCAUUGAUUCAAUAUAUAAUUUAGGUCAUUUCGCUGUUCCUUUCAUCAAAUAUUAA